GAAUUGGUUUAUUUUUCCGAGAUACAAGUUCAAAGAUUAUCACAACUGUUUGUUACCGCUUUUGUUAAUGUAUGGUGGCUUUCUUUCUCUAUAUAGUUUUAUGUAAACGUGAUAGAUAUAAUUGAUUUUAACUUAAAAUGUGGUUGUUCAUAGUUGGAUUUUCCUAUAUAUUUGCAAUUGUCGCAACUGAAGACUACAUAAUAAACAAUGAAAAGUGCAAAAUGCCCAACUUUCCCGCGUGUUCUGAAGAAGUCAACCCAUUUUACAUUAGUUUGCCAUACAUCAAUUGCUCCGAUUCAAAUCUGUUGACAUACACCACUGUGGAAAACAAUACGGCUCUUACUUACAUAUUAACAGAGAAAAUCUUGAUCAGUACUAUUUCAUCUCGAGACAUGAUCGAUUGCUGUUACAGCUAUGUACGGAGGGACGGAUCUGACAAUUUUCCAGAUACUGGUAUAAGUUUUUCUACUUGUCUACCAUUCAACUCAACAUUGGCUCUAGAACAAGAUAUUGUUUCGGUAAAACUGUUACUCUUGACGUCCUGAUAUAUUAUAUGAGAUAUCGUCCUUACCACAAUAAGUAGUUACGGAAGCUGUGAAACAAAAACUUAGCAAAUUUGCUGUACAAAAAGAAUCAAAGAGAAGACCAUUAAGUGUUUUGUUUGUGGUUAUAGACAGCGUUGCUAGAUUGAAUUUUGAGAGAACGAUGCCGUUAACGAGGGAGUUUAUAUUGGAAAAUAACUUUACAGAGUAUAUGGCUUACAGCAAGAUAGAUGUUUAAUAACAUUUUCCUAAUUUUAAUGCAUUACUAACAGGUCUAAACCUAAAGCAAUCAAAUGAAAUUUGCAAACCCUAUGAGGUUGGACAGCUGGACAAAUGUCCGAUGAUCUGGUACGAUUUCAGAGACUUAGGAUACGCGACUGCAUAUGCGGAAGACUGGGCCGAGAUCUCCACAUAUAAUUACCUAAAGAAAGGAUUUACAAAUCCGCCGACAGAUUAUUACUUUAAGCCAUACAUGGAAGCUGCAUAAGGGAUAGGCACUAUGUAUAUCGACACUAUGCCGUUUUGUGCUGGACCAGAAACCCAAGGGGAAAGAAUCCUGAACAUUGCCAAAGACUUUAGUACAACCUUCAAAGAUCAACCCAAUUUCGGUAUCUUCUGGAUGAAUACCUUUAGUCACAACUACCUUAACUCGCCCAGUCGCAUGGACCAAACGUUUAAGAAAUUUAUGGAGGAUUUAAAAACCGAGGGAAUUUUAGAUCGCAGCAUGGUAGUAUUAUUGGCUGACCAUGGUAUGCGAUUUGGUAGAAUUCGACAAACUAUCCAGGGAUGGUACGAAGAACGACUUCCCAUGAAUUUUAUAUCCCUUCCGCCAUGGUUUAAAGAAGAGUACCCCAGGAAAUAUCAAAAUUUUAAAAGAUAAUUCCAAGAAACUCACUAGUACAUACGAUUUGUACCUUACACUGCAAGAUAUCUUAGCGAUGUCUGUGGAUAAUUACACAAUGACAGGAAGUAAAGCUUGUGCAACUUGUGCAUCAUUUUUCGCAGAAAUUCCUGAAAAGAGAAGUUGUGCUAAGGCAGGAGUUCCUGAGAGAUGGUGCACGUGCAUAGGAAAAUUCGAAAAUAACCAUACGGAUUUAACGCCAGAGAUUCAGAAAGCGGCUGCUACGUUUAUUAUGGAUUCUGGUGUCUUACGCCCAUCUAAUACCAGUAUUAAUAAAAUUGAAUCUGCAAGUAUUACAUAUUUUAAUAAGAAAAUGUAUUUAAAGUUUUAUUUUUGAAGCUGACAAUUAUUAUCUAUAUUUAGUAGUAUUAAGAGCAACGUCUAAUCCUAUUAAAUUUGUAAGGGUUGUAAAUAUAGUUCAAUUGUGGAAAAAGAAUCCUAUUAGUUUUAAAUAAAAAUAUUUUUUGU
Messenger RNA from Diabrotica balteata, 1911 nucleotides. NCBI's taxonomy places the organism in Eukaryota, Metazoa, Arthropoda, Insecta, Coleoptera, Chrysomelidae. The record is from the annotation of a GenBank genome assembly.